CUGAAUGUGUUUUGGGAUAGAAGUUUUUGAUAUCGAAUAAUUCAUUGUUGCAAUAAAACUAAUACAUAAAGUGAAAAUAUCGUAAUAGUGAUAUUUCCAUCUUUCGGAACUAUGGCUGGCAUUGUACCAUUGUCUGGUAGAUCUGGUAGAAAACAAUGGACACUGCAUGAUGGACCAAGAGGAUCUCUAAGAAGAUUACGGUCUCAGUUGGCUGAAGAUGGUUGUCCAGAAUCUCAAGUUGUACUAGCAAAACAAUUAUUGGAAGGAAGAUGUGAUCUAGAUGUUGAUAAAGAAGAAAAUGCAAAAUUAGCUGUGUAUUGGCUUACAAAAGCUUCAGAACAAGGAAAUAUGGAAGCAACAGAUAUACUUAAAAAAUGUUUAGCAACUGGCCGUGGUAUCACAGAAUAUAACUAUUAUGAUGUCAAAAGUUGUCUUGAUAUGACUCAAGAUGAAAAAUUAGCCAGGAGAGCAGCAAGAGAAAUGUUCACUAGUUUGUCAAAUGGAGAGGAUUUUAUUACAACAGAGCAAUUACAAAGACGUAUGAAAGAUAUAGCAUCAAAUUCAGAUAAUGGUAGUUAUUCUCAAUUUAAUAAUGUAUUACAUAAUAACUCACAAAACUCAACUGAUAACUUUCCAAAAAAUGGGCUUCCUGAAGACUGUAUACCUAAAAGAGAUGAAGAUGAGAAUGGGGUUUAUGAUUGGAUGGAUCAUCAAGGGGAGAAAAUUACAGAAGCAGCUCUUGUUUCUGCUGCUGCUAGCUAUGCUCGUGGUAUGCUUCCAAUAGUUUCACAUGCUCUGUGCAUAGUAGAUCCAUCUCAAAUGACAUUAGAUACUGUACCACUUCUACAAAGGCCUCUCAUCCAUCCCCUUGCAUCCUUAAAAUGUCUAUACGUUUGGUUGAUAGAGACAUUAGGUCAAAGAGGAAUGUCAAUUAAGAAAAUUCUUUUCACAUCGAAUAUACAUAUACUGUUACUUUUGUUAUUGUAUUCGUUAUUUGGUACUGAAAGUUUAAUACUUUUUAUACCAAUGGCUUUAUACUAUUUAUCGUUUAUCGUUAUGGUUAUCGCUACUUUUCAAAUGUUACAACGAAAACGCGAAUUCAAUAAUUUUCGUAUUUGGUCCGGCUUGUUCCUCAGUUAUUCAGGUGGAAAUUUAAACCCCGAUGAAGCGGAGUAUCAGUUUUGCUGUAAUAAUCUUAAACCUUAUGGUCAUUUUUUUCUUGCUUUACUUUUAAACCUGAUGAUCUAUCCUAUCAUAGCUCAUCAGUGGACACCUCAAUCCGAAUUUACUAUCAUAGCGGUUACAUUAACAUUAAUAACAUUGCUGAACUUUAUGUGGAACGAUACGUCCAAACUUCCAGAUUUUUUAGCUCUCUCCAGUUUCGGUGUUCAUGUUUUAGCAAAGUAUCCAUAUGAAACAGAUAUUGUAGUUGCUCAAGGAUGGAGAUUUUUGGAUAUAAGAGUCCCAACAUUUGCUUCGUAUGUUGUUGGUAACGGUAUCGAAUUUUGUUUGAACUUUCGUGCAGUUUUUUACCUCUUAAUCCCGGCAGUUUUUGCAAAAAUGGCAGCUCGCAAUAAUUGGCGAGGAACCUAUCAAACUUUGAUACCCCAUUGUGUUACUUUAAGUUGGUGGCAAAUAGCAAUCUUUAGUUCUCAAGGUGCAACGUGGUACGGCUUAAUUAGAGGUGCUCUCGCAUUAGUUGGUAUGGUUCUCUUUUUACCACUCGCUGGUCUGGCCUCUAUCAUUUUACCAAUCGUAGCGGCUGCUAAAUAUUUGUCAGAAAACGAUUUGGUAAUGAGAAUAGCUGUAACUACUUUACUGGGAGGAAUGCCAUUUCUUGCUUCUUGGUAUUUGAGAAAAACUCGAACUCCUAAAUUUAAUUGGAUGAUCACGGUCAUUCAGUUGAUCAUAGGUAUUAGCGCUGGCAUGUUCUUAUCGUGGCCGAUGAUAAUGGAAUACAAACAAGAACCCGACAUGUAUGAAGGUGUUUCGUCACUCUCAUGGGAACAAUAUCAAAAUCAUUGUCAUCAACCUGCAUGGGAAGAGCUGUCGUCUCAGGCACAGGUGCAAAUACAAUGUGCCGAUUUAGAAGGAAUAUUAAUCUCAUGGGAAGGUUACGUAACAAAUAUUAAGUUAAAAUCAAUAAAAAAUAAUAUUGCCGAAAUAUUUAAUAGACUGCCUGAUAGUAUUAGAAACAUAGUCAGUUGUAUGUAUGGUGAAAUGUACUCAAAUAAUUGCGAUUCAUAUGAUAAAUUGAGGCAGGAAAAUUGUAAACACUUUGCAAACAUUCAAAGACGAAGAAAUAAAUGCCACUUUCCCGCUUGGAAUCGGUAUGAAUUUGAGAUUUUGGUUAAAAUGAAAAGUGGUAUGUGGGGAAACAAUGCGGAAAUUUUAUUGAUCGCGGAUAAUUCUUUUACCAAUUUUAGUUUAAAUACAUAUCCAGGAGAUAAAAUUUGGUUUUCCGGUACACUCUUAAAUAAUGGUUUGAAGGAUGAGUCAUUGCUCGGUGGAUCUGAACCUCAUAUUGAAUUAGAAGAAAUUGGUUGUAUCGCAUGCCAUUCAAUUAACUUAAAAUCUUACAAACGUUAUAAAUAUCACAUAACGGUUAGUUCGAUUUUAAGUGACCUUUAUCUAGGCAUAAAAACUGUUUUGAAUUUUUUGUUGAAUCCUAUCGUAAUAUUUAAGUAG
This is a messenger RNA of Eufriesea mexicana, 2688 nucleotides long. It is a transcript of the gene wfs1, whose product is annotated as wolframin ER transmembrane glycoprotein wfs1. Gene Ontology annotation, molecular function: protein binding. The transcript has 6 exons. Gene Ontology annotation, cellular component: endoplasmic reticulum membrane. Gene Ontology annotation, biological process: endoplasmic reticulum unfolded protein response; calcium ion homeostasis. The record is from RefSeq and is a predicted model, not a curated record. NCBI's taxonomy places the organism in Eukaryota, Metazoa, Arthropoda, Insecta, Hymenoptera, Apidae. The coding region runs from base 112 to 2688 and encodes 858 amino acids.